AUGGAUCUACAAUCUUAUGGAGCUUGCACGAAGCUUCUGUCUGACAAAUCAGCAUGGAGCAACCAGAAGUUUGUUGCCAACAGUGAUCUCUCUGUUGUAGUCGUACUAAUAUGCGGUCACACAUUUCAUGCAGAAUGCUUAGAGACUAUGACUGCAGAAUCAGAUGCUCUAGUAAUGAAACAGAAGAUCCGUGCCGGUCUUAAAUCUGAAGAAAUACACUCUCAGCAGCACAAUGAAUCGUUUUCCAGUCUCGAUCAUUUGGAAGCUGAACUUCAGCAACUCAAUUCCAGAAAUCAUGAUCUUACUCAAGAAAUUGUAAAGCUAGGUACUUUGUCUGGGGAACCUUGUACUAUUGUAAAUACUGGUUCUUUAGCCACAGAUAUUGAAGUUGGGUAUGAAUCACAAUUUCGUGGAUCUAAAGCAUUAUGCAAUGGCUAUUCUAAGAAGUUAGACAGUACCGGCUCUUACAGUUUGCUUCAUGAUGAAAGCAAUGGUCAUCACAUUGGAAGAUUAAUUAGUAAAAUAAUUAAUAUUGGAAAUGAUGUUGUCACAAUUGAUAAGGGCGAAGUACUAGCUGAUGGAAACAUUCCAAUGGAGCUCGGUGAUUGUGUUUCACUCACUACAUUGGACCUUGGAAACAAUCAACUCAAUGGCUCUAUUCCUGACAAAUUGGUGGAACUAAGUGAAUUACGGUGUCUAGUACUUUCUCACAAUUAUCUGUCGGGGUCUAUUCCGUCAAAGGAAUCUUCGUAUUUUCGACAACUUACUGUCCCUGAUUUGAGUUUUGUUCAACAUCUUGGCCAACAACAUGCUUUCCGGGAGCAUUCCGAGAUCACUUUCGCGUUAGACAAAUCUAACAACUUUGGAUUUGUCUGGAAACUUGUGUCAAGUUCCAUUCCAGCAGAGCGUGGAGAUGCUGUCACACUCCAAGGUUUAUAUUUGGGACAUAAUCAACUCUCAGGUACCAUUCCUGGUAGUUUCGGAAAGUUAACUGGUUUGGUGAAGCUGAAUUUGAUAGGAAAUGUGUUGUUUGGUUCAAUUCCAAUUAGUUUUGGGAACAUGAAGGAGUUAACUCACUUGGAUUUGAGCUAUAACGUGCUCAGCGGCGAAUUUCCAUCAAUUAUGUCAGGUGUGCAAAGCCUUGUCGGUCUUUACGUGCAGAAUAACAGGCUUUCAGGCCAAGUGGGGGAGCUUUUCUCAAACUCCAUGACAUGGAGGAUCGAGACAAUGAGUUUAAGCCACAAUUGCUUUGACGGAAACUUUUCGUGGUCUUUGGGAAAUCUUUCAUAUUUGACGAAUUUAGAUCUUCAUCAAAAUCAGUUGACCGGUGAGAUUCCUUCAGACCCUGGGAAUCUAAUGCAGCUCGAGUAUUUUGAUGUUUCGGAUAAUCAUUUAUCUGGAAAGAUUCCAGAGAAGCUAUGCAGCCUAGUUAAUUCGAAUUACCUGGAUUUGUCGCAAAACAGAUUGGAAGGGCCUAUUCCAAGAACCAGUAUUUGCCAAAACCUUUCAAGGGUUCGAUUUGUGGGAAACAUAAACCUUUGUGGCCAGAUGUUGGGUACAAAUUGUGAGGUCAAAAGCAUCAGUAGAUAUGCAUUGUUUAAUGCAUGA
Lathyrus oleraceus (garden pea) is the source of this 1608-nucleotide messenger RNA. RefSeq names its product leucine-rich repeat receptor protein kinase EMS1. Lineage: Eukaryota; Viridiplantae; Streptophyta; Magnoliopsida; Fabales; Fabaceae. Bases 1 to 1608 code for a protein of 535 amino acids. Gene Ontology annotation, molecular function: protein binding. The transcript has 4 exons. The record is from RefSeq and is a predicted model, not a curated record.